UUUGCAUCUAAAUUAGACCCAGAUUUAAAGAACCAUUUAGAAACAAGGACAGUCUUCACAGGUGUUUCUAAGACUAUUCAGAAUGAGAUACUUGACUGCCUGCUGCAGAUAUACCAUGAUGAGAUAAAGAAGAGAUUAAAGAAGCUUCAUUUGUAGCUGUCAUGGCUGAUGACACAACAGAUGUUUCAGAACACACUCAAAUGGUAAUUGUUCUACGGUACGUGCUGAAUGAAGAAAUAUUUGAGCGUUUUUGGGGAUUCUUUAUUCCAGAAAAUCAAACUGCAGAUGGCAUAUCAAAAUGUAUUCUAGAGCAGUUAGAUAUAAUCCUUCAAGGAAAUAGACAAAAACUGAUAGCUCAGACAUUUGAUGGUGCAAAUGUCAUGAAAGGCAAAAAAGGGGGCGUUCAGGCAAAAAUAAAAGCAGUUUAUAAUAAUGCACAUUUCAUUCACUGUUAUGCGCACCAACUGAAUCUGAUAAUGAGAAAUGCAGCAAGUAUUACGCGGGACUCAAGAAUAUUUUUCUCUAACGUUUUGGCUAUACCAACAUUUUUCUCAAGAUCACCACAACGUGUAUCCAUUCUCAAUAAGCAUAUGAACGUCAGCAUUCCGCGCCCAUCCUCUACAAGGUGGAACUUUAACAUACGGACCGUGAACAAAGUUCAUGAAAAUUUGCAACCUUUAAAAAGCUGCCUUGCUGAAAUCCAGUCGACGGUAAAUGCAGAUCGAACCAUUUCAGAAGCAACAGGAAUUUUGCACUACCUGAAUAAUGAAAAAUCCAUGUUCUGGUUGGAGCUUUUUCAUCAGAUCAUGCCUCAUGUUGAAGUAAUUUACAACCAAAUGCAGUCUCGAGAAAUUAUGUGUUUAAAAUUGAGAGAAAACGGAGGACUCAGGCGUCCUGAAACGAUGAGAAAUCGAACUCCUCAAAUGGGAGACUCAAAUAAGGAAGUAUUGAAGAAUAAAAAGAAUAAGUAUGAAAUAAUUUUACAAAUUCCUGGGAAAAUUCUUUGUCAUGCUUUACUAGACCAGAAAUUCCUUAAAAUCAUGAAAAUUCCUCAAAAGUGGAAUCGCUCGCUCGGCUUCCCAUCCCAAAGGGGGAGCCAUGUGGCUGCAACCUUAGAUCCUCCCAAAGAGAUGCUUAAGCUUCAUUCGAGAAUGGUAGCAAAUGUAGAUGAUGAAGAAGCUGCUGAUUUGUGUAAGAAAUUUCUUGAGGAAAUAAGUAGAGAGGUCAAAGUGUGA
This is a messenger RNA of Homarus americanus (American lobster), 1235 nucleotides long. Its product is annotated as zinc finger MYM-type protein 1-like. The transcript has 5 exons. Bases 162 to 1235 code for a protein of 357 amino acids. NCBI's taxonomy places the organism in Eukaryota, Metazoa, Arthropoda, Malacostraca, Decapoda, Nephropidae. The record is from RefSeq and is a predicted model, not a curated record.